AUGAGUUCAACGCAAUCGCCUAGCGACGCGCCAGGUGUCGCCGGUGGGCUUCAGCCAUCAUACACCUAUGUCCAAAAUGAAGGGUACAUUCAGCCUGAUGACACGAACACCGAAGUGGCGAAGCAGGAACCCACUGAGCAUGAGGAUGUUGAACAGGAUGAUGAUGAUGAAUAUUACGACGAUAUCUUUGAGGAGGAACAAAUGGACCAGGAGGAUUUCCAGUCAUCUGAUCCCUCCGAUUUAACAAAGGCCUACAACCGCCAGCGCAAGAUAAAUGAUCUUGCUUCCGACCCGAACGCACCGAGGUGGACCUAUCCCAAGACGAAUACGCAGAAGCCGACAGUCAAUACGUACGCCUCGGUUGACGAUCAGGUGAAAUCUCUGACUCGCCAUGCUGCCAAAAUCAAACUCGACGAUCAGCAAGCCGGCCUGUCCGGUGGAAGUGGACGUGGUGGAGAUCGCGCUGAUCGCGCAACAUCGGAACAGGUGUUGGAUCCUCGUACUCGAAUGAUCCUUCUGCAAAUGAUCAACCGCGGAUUGGUGUCCGAAAUUCACGGCUGCUUGUCUACCGGAAAGGAGGCCAAUGUCUACCAUGCUAUGUCAUUGUCCGAAAAUGACCUGGAUGCUGCCCCGGAACACCGUGCCAUCAAGGUUUACAAGACCAGCAUCUUGGUCUUUAAGGACCGCGAUAAGUACGUUACUGGCGAAUUCCGGUUCCGCCAAGGAUACAACAAGAGCAACAAUCGCGCAAUGGUCAAGCUUUGGGCCGAGAAGGAAAUGCGCAACUUGCGGAGAAUUUACUCUGCCGGUAUCCCCUGCCCGGAGCCAAUCUAUCUGCGACUUCAUGUCUUGGUAAUGGGCUUCCUUGGUAGCUCCAAGGGUCUUCCUGCACCUCGCCUCAAGGAUGUCGAGUUUGAUAUCGCAGAGCCUGAGACUCGCUGGCGAUCAUUAUAUCUGGAAUUGCUGAGCUAUAUGCGCGUGAUGUACCAAACCUGUCGCCUGGUCCACGCCGAUCUUAGCGAGUAUAACAUUCUCUACCACAAGCAAAAACUUUACAUCAUUGAUGUUAGUCAAAGUGUGGAACAUGAUCACCCUCGCAGCUUGGAAUUUCUCCGCAUGGAUGUCAAAAACGUGGGCGACUUCUUCCGCCGAAAGGGCGUCGACACUCUGCCCGAACGCACAACCUUCCAGUUCAUUCUUUCCCCUGAAGGGACCACGGACAUGAGCCAAGGCACCGAGCCAAUAUUUGAGGAGAUCGAAAAGCUAUACGUCGCUCGCGCUGAGGGUGGUGAUCAGGAGAAUGAGGAGGUUGACACUGCCGUCUUCCGACAGCAAUACAUCCCGCAGACCCUUGAGCAGGUCUACGACGUGGAGCGUGAUGCCGAGAAGAUUCGAGAUGGAGCAGGUGACGAUCUCGUCUAUGGAGACCUGCUCGCUACGGGCAAGUCCAAGCCAACGGAGGCCGAGGACGACGAUGAGAACUCUGACACAUCUGGUGGAGUUUCUGUCUCAGGUUCUGACUCUGAAGGCGAAGAGGGAGACGGUGCCGAGCGUGAUCCCUUUGCGAAGAAGGCACCGCGCGGCAAGCGUUUCGAGGACAAGGAGUCCAAGCGUGAGCAUAAGGCUAAGGUCAAGGAGGAGAAGCGCGAGCAGCGUGCCCACAAGAUGCCUAAACACCUCAAGAAACGCUUGGUGUCCACGUCUUCUCGCAAGAAGAAAUAG
Messenger RNA from Penicillium diatomitis, 1722 nucleotides. RefSeq names its product serine/threonine-protein kinase RIO1. The record is from RefSeq and is a predicted model, not a curated record. The transcript has a single exon. The coding region runs from base 1 to 1722 and encodes 573 amino acids. Gene Ontology annotation, molecular function: protein serine/threonine kinase activity; ATP binding. Gene Ontology annotation, cellular component: preribosome, small subunit precursor; cytosol. Gene Ontology annotation, biological process: maturation of SSU-rRNA. Lineage: Eukaryota; Fungi; Ascomycota; Eurotiomycetes; Eurotiales; Aspergillaceae.